CGAUUAAAAACAAAGCGCUUGUAGACUCAGAUCGAACCCGGAAGUGACGAUAGAUUCAUUCAGCAUCCAAAAAUGUCUGGCUCAGGCCAAAGAGCUUUUGCACAGAAAUUAAAUAAACAGGGUAAUGCUGCUGAAGUCAGAAAACAGAUAUCAUCAACAAUAUUCAAUGAUCUCCCAAGGAGUGUUAGUGGUGUGAACCUAACAGAGUUGACAGGCAGUGUCGAUGUAGCAGAGCCGCCAGAUUUUGAGGAGUUUGUGGUUCAGAACCAGACUUUAGUUGACCGGGACCCAUACCGGGACAGACUUCUUUACCCAGAUGAUGAUGAUAUUGAAGUGCUCUCAUUACCAAAAAGAUGCCGCACAGUGACGCACAUUGUGCCAGAAAUAGGAGGGGAAGUAGAUCCACAUGUAUUUGACUGUGUAAGAAGAUACACUGCGGAUUAUACUAUAGUCAGUCGCAGGUAUCAGCAGUACACACAUAACAGGAAUAUAGACAGAGAAUGUUUGGUCCAGCAAGAAUAUGAGGUGGACAUUGAUGAUGUUUGUGAGCAAGAUAAGGAUUUACCUAACAAGCGCCAGUCUAUUCACAUGAGUGAAACUCCACGUGGAAGUUGGGCAAGUAGUAUAUUUGAUUUGAAACAGUCACAAGCUGAUGCACAGUUGCCUAACUUGUUUGACCGAGUGUCACAAGAAGAGGUGGAUCGUAACAAUGAAAUCCAGCGACAGCAACACCGUCAAGAUACAGUGUUCACUCUAUAUCCACCACAAGACGAGGAGGAACAGAUUGAGAAAAGAGCCUUUGUGAUGGCCCCAACAGAACACUUUGGACACAGAAUUCUUGUUAAAUGUCUUCAACUGAAACUAGAGCUUGAAGUAGAGCCAAUAUUUGCCACAAUGGCUGUGUAUGAUGCAAAAGAAAGGAAAAAGAUAUCGGAAAAUUUCUACUUUGACUUGAAUGGUGACAAUUUUAAACAGAUGAUCAGGUUUCAUGUUCCCCACCAGGACCUCUCUACUACAAGUAAAGCUGGAGUGUUCAGUAUAACAUAUCCCUCACCAGAUGUCUUCCUUGUAAUCAGGCUGGAGAAGGUGCUACAACAAGGGGAUAUAUCAGAGUGUGCUGAUCCUUACAUUAAAGAGGAAAAGAGCAAAGAAGACAAAUAUCGAUCAAAUGCUGCACAGUUUUGUGAGCGUCUUGGCAAGUACCGUAUGCCGUUUGCCUGGACUGCCAUCUAUCUGAUGAACAUUGUUAAUGGAGCGCACAGUUACGAGAGAGAAACAUCCGUCGACUCGAUCAGGUCAGAGUCGGAGAUGACUCGGGCUGCUAGUUUAGAUAGGAGAAGUGGAAUGCAACCAGGACAGUACGACAGCUUCAGAAAGAGACCAAAAGAUGACAUCCUUGCAAGCCGAAGUUAUAGCACCGAGCGUGGGAGAUCAGGUUACGAGAAACGUCGUAGUUGGUCUCCAGACGAUUAUGGUGGAAAUCUCAGUAAUUUCAGACCAGUGACCUUGACUGUGUCAAGUUUCUUUAAACAGGAAGGGGACAAAUUAAGUGAUGAAGACUUGUACAAAUAUCUUAUUGAUAUAAAACGACCAUCAAAUGUCCUAAAGAGAGUCAAAUGCAUACCAGGAACUUUAAAACUUGAUAUAUCCCCAUGCCCAGAGGAGCCUAAACAAGUAUUGACAGCAGAUCUGUGGAAAGUUGAGCCCUAUCCUGAAGAUAAAAAUAAACCCAUCAAAGAAAUCCUGGAGUUUCCCACACACGAGGUCUUCUCUAUGGCCACAACAUACAGAAACUUGCUUUACGUGUAUCCAAGAAGUUUGAACUUUGCCAACAGACAGGGCUCGGCCAGAAAUAUCGCUGUUAAGAUACAGUUGAUGCAUGGGGAGGAGGAAAGUGGAGCAUUACAGGCAAUAUUUGGGAAGUCAAACUGCCCAGAAUUAUCCAGAGAGGCUUACACAUCGGUCACCUAUCAUAACAAGUCUCCAGAUUUCUAUGAAGAGGUGAAGAUUCGGCUCCCAGCUCAUCUUACUGAUGCCCAUCAUUUACUGUUUACCUUUUACCAUAUCAGCUGUCAGACAAAGAAAGGGGAACCAGCGUCAGCUGUUGAAACUCCAGUUGGGUUCACUUGGCUACCUUUGAUGAGGGAUGGAAGACUUCAUGUUGGGGACUUCAUGUUACCAGUAUCAGUAGAGAAAUUACCUCCCAGUUACUCGAUCUUAUUUCCAGACCAAGUGACGUCGUCAAAAAUUCAUACAUUACCUGGAAUGAAAUGGGUAGAUAAUCAUAAAGGGGUGUUUAGUGUGCAAUUACAGUCAGUGUCUACCAUACAUACACAGGAUGACAAGAUUGACAAAUUUCUGUCAAUGUGUAGACUGGCACAAGAGCAAAAGCUUCCACCACGCAAAAAUGAGUCCCAGUUUGAGAGUGAAUUGAAACACAGUCUGAGUGACCUAAUUAGAGCCAGGGGAGAGAACUUGGUUCAGUUCCUGUCUCUGAUUCUGGAUAAAUUAAUUCUAUUAAUGAUUAGACCCCCUACAUUGAGUGGACAAGUCGUGAACACAGGACAGCCAGCAUUUGAUGCAAUGGCCCAGAUUGUACAGAGGGUAAGGGAUAUGUUAGAGGACAAGAAUGACAGCAAUGGUAGAAACUCUGUACUAGCAGCUUAUAUACAGUACUGUUGUACAUUACCCCACCCAGGAGGAGCAAUGCCUGGUCAAAUGGAGAUGAGCAGUGGAUAUGCCACUCUAGGCCGACCAUCAUCCCUGCCGAUCAAUAAACAAGCAUACCAGCGUAGCACAAGCAACCCAGAUCUGACCACACCCACAACACCAGAGGCCGAGAUGGCUGGAUUCUUUAGCAACAGAGCUGGAAGUAUGAGAACUGAAGAGUUUGCCCAUGCCUUUGGUAAAUCAAGGAGAAAGCUUGUCCAUGAGGAAUUUGCUCUGCAGUGGGUGGUAUUGAGUGGGUCUACUAGAGAAACUGCUUUAUCUAACUCCUGGUUCUUCUUUGAAAUCAUGAUAAAGAGUAUGGCAGAGCAUCUAUCAAAGACAGACAGUUUGUGUGCACCUAGACAAAUGAGGUUUCCACCACAGUUUAUAGAUGAUGUACAGUCUCUUGUAUACAUGCUCAUUAAAGACAUAGUGGACAGAUAUGUCAGGGACCCACCAAUGAUCCGCAGUUUGAACACAAGUUUGGCUUUCUUCUUGCAAGAUCUGCUUUCAUACAUGGACAGGGGAUUUGUAUUCCAGCUUGUAAAGCAGUACACUUAUGAGGUGAACCUGAAGAUUAAGUCCCUGACAGACGCCACAAGCUUACGCCUCCUCCACUUGGACUUUCUUCGUAUAAUCUGUGCUCACGAGCACUACUUCACUCUCAACCUGCCAUUUGGAACGCCUCUGACACCUUCAGCCAACAGUAGUAGUCCUACGCCAAGUAUCGCCAGUAUAACGUCCCAGGAUUCCCAGUCCUCAUACACUUCCACCAGUACUAUUACCAACAAAGGCGUGUUCUACGACUUGACGCCAGAGUUCCAGUCACAACAUUAUCUGACAGGGCUGGUUUUAAAGGAUCUAUCACUGGCAUUGGAUACAAAUAACCCUACAUUACAUCACAAAGCCAUCAACGUGGUCGGCAAUUUACUACAGAACCACGACCUUGAUGUUAGAUACACUGACCUUGAGAUGAAAGCGAGGCUGGCCGCUCUCUACCUGCCUCUUGUUGGUAUUACUAUAAAAGCUUUACCGCAGGUGUACGAUCCAAACAUGGAGGGUCGUUACCGGACAGACGAGGAGAUGGACACGAUAAAUCAACGUGUAGCAUUAGCUAUAGCCGGUCAAAACUUGUUCAGCAAAUACAGUGAACCAUCACAGAGUCAUGGUGAUAUCAGUGCCAAAAUAAGGAAAUGCCAGUUGAACGCCGAGGAUACGAGGAACUUGUUGAUCUGUUUCACAUGGGUGUUGAAGAAUGUUGACAAGUCAGUGUUACGUCAAUGGUGGUCUGAUAUGAAAAUCGACAGGCUGAACUGUAUACUAGAGAUCAUUUACUAUGCCAUCUCUAACUUUGAAUACAGGGCUAAAUGGUCCAAUAUUAAUAUGACGAUUAUGCCCCCGCACCUAAGUGACUCGCAGGAGACCCUCGAGGAUUGGAAAGAAAGCCCCACAAGUACAUUGUCGCGCUUAAAAAGCGCCAGUUUGCCAAAAUCUCUGUCCAAAAGUGACUUGUGGGAAGGAAUUCAGCGGAAAUCGCAAGAUUUUCUCAAAGGAACGGGAAUGCUCUAUCGCAGCAACAGUAAAGAUGAUUCACCCAAUCAGGGUAAAAAAAGCAUGGCCCAGUUUUCCCAGCAAACCAUGAAGAAAAGUGUUGAUAUGAAGUCCCGCCUUGAAGAGGCUAUUCUAGGCGGAGCUAAUGCAAGGGCGGAGAUGAUGAGGCGGAGACAAAGUGCCAACAUGAGCUUAUCAGGUGACAGGACACCACCAGCAGUAGGUCAGAGUCCUCUAGCUGCAAUGGAAGGAGGGAAACUAAGAUGGAGGAAAGAACAGGUUCAAUGGAGGCAUUCUCAUGAACCUUUUGAUAGCCCCAAACCUAGAGAUGUUGAAGCAGACGCACAUAUAGAAGGUAACCUUGCAGCAGAAGUCAGCAUGGUUGCCUUGGAUACAUUAGAACUCAUCAUACAGAUUGCCCAAGCUUCAGAGAUGAUGCAACCAUUACUGAGCAGUGCAUUGAGGGUACUUCUACAUGGUCUAGGACUUAACCAGAGUACAUUUGUUCUACAACACAUGUUUAGUUCACAAAGGUCACUUGUUACAAAGUUUUUGGACCUCCUGUUUGAAGAGGAAACAGAACAGUGUGCAGAUCUGUGCCUGCGUCUGCUGCGACAUUGUAGCUCAUGUAUAGGUAACACGCGUGCCCAGGCCAGCGCUUCUCUAUAUAUGCUGAUGAGACAAAACUUUGAACUAGGAAAUAACUUUUCCCGAGUAAAGAUGCAAGUUACUAUGUCACUGAGUUCACUGGUUGGUCAAAAUCAGGAUUUUAAUGAAGAAUACCUACGUAAGUCGUUGAAAACUAUACUGACAUACGCUGAAGCUGACACAGAACUACAGGAGACUACGUUUCCAGAUCAGGUGAAAGAUUUAGUAUUCAACCUGCACAUGAUUCUGUCAGACACUGUCAAGAUGAAAGAAUUCCAGGAAGAUCCAGAGAUGUUGCUAGAUUUAAUGUACAGAAUCGCCAAGGGUUACCAGACAUCACCUGAUCUCCGCCUGACAUGGCUACAAAAUAUGGCUACCAAACAUAGUGAGAGAGGUAACCACGCUGAAGCAGCCCAUUGUUUGGUCCAUGCAGCUGGACUGAUAUCUGAGUAUCUGAACAUGCUUGAAGACAAGACGUACCUGCCUGUAGGCUGUGUGGAGUUUCAGCGUAUUACACCUAACGUGCUGGAGGAGAGUGCCGUAUCAGAUGAUAUAGUGUCACCAGAUGAGGAAGGUAUUUGUACCGGCAUGUACUUCACAGAGAAUGGUCUGGUCGGUCUGCUAGAACAAGCUGCAAGCUGUUUUACUAUGGCUGGAAUGUACGAGGCAUUAAGCAAGGUGUACAGAGUUCUAAUACCUAUACAUGAACAUAACAGAGAUUUUAAGAAGUUGGCACAUCUUCAUGGUAAACUACAAGAGUCUUUCAACCAAGUCAUUAAACAGGAGGGUAAGCGUAUGUUUGGCACUUAUUUUCGUGUUGGUUUCUAUGGGCACAAGUUUGGUGACCUGGAUGGAGAAGAGUUUGUGUACAAGGAACCAGCCAUUACUAAACUACCAGAAAUAUCUCACAGACUAGAGAGUUUCUAUGGAGAUAGGUUUGGACAUGAUGUAAUAUCUAUGAUUAAGGAUUCUAAUACAGUAGAGAGGGAAAAACUUGACCAAAACAAAGCAUUUAUACAGAUCACCUAUGUGGAGCCAUAUUUUGAUUCUUAUGAGUUGAGAGAUCGGGUGACUUACUAUGAGAAAAACAUUAACAUCAAGAGGUUUAUGUAUGCGACACCAUUUACUCUUGAUGGAAGGGCUCAUGGUGAGCUACAAGAACAGUACAAGAGGAAAACCAUUCUAACAACCAAUCAUUUCUUCCCAUAUGUCAAGACACGCCUCUCUGUUAUAAACAGGGAGCAGGUAAUUCUAUCACCGAUUGAAGUAGCUAUUGAGGAUAUUAUGAAGAAGACGAAGGAGUUGGCUAUUGCACUGAGACAGGAUCCACCAGAUACCAAGAUGUUACAGAUGGUAAUGCAGGGGUGUCUUGGUACCACAGUUAACCAGGGACCAGUGGAGGUAGCAAAUGUAUUCCUGAAGGAAGUUGCUGAAGGGAAACAGGUUGGAAUGAAACAUCAUAACAAGUUGAGACUCUGCUUCAAAGAUUUCCUGAAAAAGUGUUGUGAUGCCCUACACAGAAAUAAAUCACUAAUUACACAUGAGCAGAAGGAAUAUCAGAGAGAACUGGAGAGAAAUUAUCAUGUAAUAAAAGGCAAACUUCUUCCCUGGAUAUCCAAUGCAGCCACACUUAAACGUACAAAGCAUCAUAGAAGGGAAGGUAAAGAGUCCAGAAAGCAUCACCAAGUAGCAAGCACAACUCAAAGUUCUUCACAAGUGUAGCUUAAGCCACAAAAUAAAUUUUCAAAUAACAAUUUGCUGUCUUUUAUUUAAGAAAAUGAACAUUUUAAUGGAACCAUAUUCCUAAUGUCAGAAGAGACACCAAUACUACUUGCAUCAAGAUGUACCAUUAUGUAAUCAUACAUAACUGCCAAACAUACUUAAUGGGAUCAAGGAAGAUCUGAAGUUCAUAUUUUAGCGAUGGGAUAUUGUAUAUGUGUUACUAAAAAUAUUUUGUUGUAUUAUGAAGCAAGUAUUUGACUUUAUUUUGCUUGCACAUUUAGGCAUAUAAUUAUGAUUAUUUAUGCAUAUAUGGUCAUUUAGGCAUAUAAGUAUGAUUAUUUUUGCAUGUAUGGUCAUUUAGGCAUAUAAUCAUGAUUAUUUAUGCAUAUAUUGUCAUUUAGGUAUAUAAUUAUGAUUAUUUGCACAUGUAUGGCCAUUUAGGCAUAUAAUUAUUAUUAUUUACACAUGCAUUAUGAUUAAGGCAUGUAUGACCUGGUUUAGACUAUAUACUCCUACUGUUAUUUCAUCUAGUAGCUAAAAAAUUUGGUUUGGUCAUAUAUACCUCAUUUUCUCUUCUUUUUUUCGAUAAUCAAUGAGGUAUCAAGGUACCAAUUUUUUCGACAAUUGUGACACAUUGUGUCAAAUUUUUAUGUGUCAUCUUACGUCAGCUAUAAUACCAAAAUGACACAUUUGACAUUGAAUAUCAUUUUUUUGAUAAAUAAAUAUGAUUAUACAUGUAUGUAUGUGAUAUGAUUUGUACAAUCAUUGGGCAUUUAACAUUUACCCUGCUUUGUUUGUGUAACUUAUUUUUGUUAGUGUUAGCGAUUUUAAGUUUGGAAUACCACCAUUUGUAUAAAGUAUAGGGUUUAGUUAAAGUUGCACUGAUAUAUAGUCUGCCAUGUUUUUUAUAC
Ruditapes philippinarum (Manila clam) is the source of this 7541-nucleotide messenger RNA. Its product is annotated as dedicator of cytokinesis protein 7-like. Gene Ontology annotation, molecular function: guanyl-nucleotide exchange factor activity. The record is from RefSeq and is a predicted model, not a curated record. Gene Ontology annotation, biological process: small GTPase-mediated signal transduction; positive regulation of GTPase activity. Bases 73 to 6630 code for a protein of 2185 amino acids. The transcript has 49 exons. Lineage: Eukaryota; Metazoa; Mollusca; Bivalvia; Venerida; Veneridae.